Molecule: messenger RNA, 1032 nt
Organism: Dictyostelium purpureum
Lineage: Eukaryota; Evosea; Eumycetozoa; Dictyosteliales; Dictyosteliaceae
Exons: 1
Coding region: 1-1032 (343 amino acids)
Source: RefSeq, a predicted model, not a curated record
AUGAAUAGUUUAAUUAAAUCAACCAAUAUUUUAAAAUUAAAUAGUAAUUCAUUAUUUUUAAGUAAAUGUAAUUAUAGUGUUUUAUCACAAAAGAAAUUUGAUAAAAUUAAAAAUAAAAGAGAUAAAGAACAAAGAUUAUUAAAAGAAGAAAAAGAAAAGUUUUUUUCAGAACAAUCAUCAGUUUCAGUUGAGGAUUUAGAUUAUCCACAAGUUUUAAAUAAUGUUAAAGAAAAAUAUCAAAAGUAUGGUGCAAUUUCAAAUCAUUUAGUUGCAGCUUUAUUUAGAAAAUCAAAAACAUCAGAAGAACUUUUUCAAAGUUUAGCAUUCUACAAAAGAGUUGGAAACAAAUCAAGUGAAUUCUUUAAACCAUCACAAAAGACUUACAUUUUCGAAUCAUUCCUCAAAAACAAUCAAAUUCCAUUAUUCUCAGAGAUGUUAAUUCAUAGUGAUAAAUUCCAAAUUUUCCCACAAAUGAAUGUAUUUGUUAAAUGUGUAUCUCAACUCUUAAGCAAACACGAAGGUGAAGUCGAGUUAGCCGCUUCACUCUUAUCAACCUAUCAACUUCGUAAUAAUUUAACAGUUCCAGACAGUUUUCUCAACUCUUUAGGAAAGAGAGUAGAUGCUGAAGGUGCUUCAUUAAAAGUCAUCGAUUUACUUAAAAUCUAUCCAGUCAACUUAAAGUUAGGUAUCACUUCAGAUCUUGGUAAAUAUAUUAUUCGUAGUGCCUAUCUCGAAGAAAACAAAGAAGAAAUCUAUAAAGUUUUAGUUGAAAAAACUGAUAAAUUCGAUCAAUUUGAUGUCAUCACAAAGAGCGAAUAUGUCACUUUUGAAAUCAUUGCAAACCAUAAUGUCGAAUCCCACAAAUACUCAAAUGAAAUAAUCAACAACGAAAAUGUUUAUAAUCAAGUCGUCAAAAACUUAGAAAAACUUUUAAAUAACGAAAAUACAUCCGAAAACACUAAAAAUAAUAUUAAAAGAUCAAUUUCAAAUUUUACAAUCGAUCCAAAAUUAAAAAACCACUUUAAUUUAUAA